CACAUAUUGUGUGUGCAAUGUGCCCUCGUGUUGUCGUUUUCAUAUAAAAAUAAAAAAAAAAAAUCACAAGUAUUUAUUUAUAAUAAUCUCUCAAGACAAUUAUUAAAUGUUUAUCAAUAAGGCAUCCACAUUAGUUUUUGUAAUGUUCAAGUAUUUCAUAAAUUUGACUUGAUAUUAAUUUAUUUUUAUAUGUUUAUUAAAAUCAAAAACAUAUUGUGUGUGAUUGCAAUUACUUUUCAUGUAAAUUACAACAAAACAUGUGACUAGUAAUUUAAUGUUUAUUUUUUUUUGUUAACAUACAACGAAAUAAUGAGGAUACAAAGGCAAUAUUGGCCAAUUCAUUAACAAUAAUGAGAAACGAGAGCUAUUUAGUAAUAUAACGAAAUUGAUAAAAGAAUUUGAUAAAAUGAAAAAAUUAAAUAAAACUUCAGAUGCCAAUGUUGAAUUUCUCGAGUCAACACGUCGUUUAUACAGAGGAGCAACGGAAAUUGCUAAAAAAUUAGAUGAAAAAAAAAAUAGUGUUUCAUCAAUAUUAGACAUAUUUACAAUUGAAAAUGAGGUUUUACGAGGAAAACUUAAAGAUUAUUGUGAAAGAUUAUUAUUUAAAGAUCCAAUUGGUCAUGCUAAAAAAAUUGAAGAAUUAUUAUGGCGACGUGGAUUUUAUGAUGCUGUAUCAACAGCUAAAAAAAUUGUCAAGACAAAUGAAUGGAGUAAAAUUGAAAAAUCAUUAUUGUUGACUCAUUUGUCUGUUGGUGUUGGAUUUUAUCAUCAUUUAAUAUUACGUAUACAUUUAGAAAAUAAACUUGAUCUUGCUGGUUUCAUUGAUUUUGCAUAUCCUCAAAAUGAUUGUUAUUAUGUUAAAGAUAUUAAAAAACAAAAUCAACAACAACAACAAGAUGAUGAACAAUUAAAAGAAUGUUUAAUGAAAAUUGUUCAUCGUAGUUUAGUUUGUUUGGGUGAUUUGGCACGUUAUAAACUUGAAUUUGAUGCAAAUUGGGAUCCAAUGAUUGCAAUGAGAUAUUAUAAAAUGGCAAUAACAAUUGAACCAAAUUAUGGUAUGCCUCAUAAUCAACUUGGCACAUUGGCUGCCAAUAAAAAUUAUGGUAUUGAUGCUGUUUAUUAUUAUUUACGUUCAACAUUGUGUACUCUACCAUUUGAGGGUGCAGAAGGUAAUUUAAAUAGAAUUAUAAAUACAAAUAAUAAUAAUAAUAAUAAUAAAUUACCAUUAGCACCAUCUAAAAUAUGUGCAAAUUUAUUAUUUAAUUUAAUUAAAAAAUGGUACAACAACGAUACUCCAACUACAAGUAAAAAUUACAUUGUUGAUACAAAUACAAAUGAUACUUGUCAAAUAUUACUUGAUAAUAUUGAAAAUUUAUUAAAAAUUGAUAAAUUAAAUAAUGAUAAUGAUAACUUAUCUGAACAAACUACAAGUAUUGAUAAAUUUUUAAAAAAUUUAAAAAGUCAAGAUUUACCAUAUUUAAGUGAUAAUGUUGUAUUUAAAAUUGUUUCAAUUUGUUUAAUGUUAAUAUCAAAAUUGAAAAAAAAUAAUUCAUCACAAUUAAAUCAAGUUAUUGCAUUUAUGCUGUCUGUAUUAUCAAAAUUACUUCAAGUUGCAGUUUGUCGUCUUGAAAUGUCAAUUGAUAAAUUAUCAUCAUCAUCAUCAUCAUCAACAACAACAAGUGAUGUUUUGAUUAAUAGUAAUCAUGAAAAAUUAAUAAUCAAAAACGAUAAAUCUAUUAAUGACAAUGAAAAUUUAAUUAUUAACAAAACAAAUAAUAAAAAUGGUCAUGUGAAAAAUCGAGUAAAAUCCAAAAGUUUAUUAAGUAAAUUACGAAGACCUAAAAAACGAGUAAACAGUUUGGAUUCAGAUUCAAGUGAUAUCGAUGAAUUUGAUGAUGAUGAUGAUGAUGAUGAAAUAAUUAAUAAUGAUAAUACAUCAAGUGAUGAAUACAAUUCAGAAAAAGAUGUCAAUUCGGAUGAGAGUGAACAAGAAAUUGAUGAAUCUAGUCAAGAUGAUGAUUCAAAUGAUUCAACUGAUUCAACUGAUAAUGAUGAUGAUGAUGAUGAUGAUGAUAAUAAUAAUAUUGAAAAUAAUUGUGUUGCUAAUGAUGAGAUAACAAUAAAUAAUAAAAUAUUAAUGAUAUUAACAAAUGAGGGAUUACUUCAGUCAAUUAAAAUUUGUUUCAACUGGUUGCAAGAUAAUCAAGAUAUUAUUAAAUUAGCAUUUAAAGGCUCACAAUUAUUAUUGAAACGAAUAACAAUAUUUUUUAAUAUAAUUAAUAUUAAUAUAAAUAAAAUUAUGAAAAAUAAAAAUAUAUUUAAUGAUGAAUCAAUGAUAUUUUCAAAUAAUCAAGAUGAUGUAUUAAAUAAUUAUAUAAAAAUUAUUCCAUUACCUGAAGACAUUGAUUUGCAAGGUUUAAAUAUAUUAAAUGCUUCUCAUAAUAAUAUUGAUUGGAAAAUAUUGAAAAUUUUAAAUAUUAAUAAUCAAGAAGAAAGUCUAUUGAGAUGCUUGAAAAUUAUUAAUUUUGCAAAUUAUUUAUGUACAAUUGAUGAGUCUGGCCUAAAAUACAAUGAUACAAAUGGCUAUUUUUAUAAUGAUGAUUUAAAUAAGCCAAAUGAUAAUGAUAAUGAUAAAUGUUCAACAUCAAAAUCAACAGCAAUUGUUAAUGACAAUGAUGAUGAUUUAAUAAUAAAUAAUAAUUCAAAAGGUAAACUUAUGAGACAUAUGGGUGAACUUUGGCUAAAGGCUGAGGUUAAAGCUCUUGAAAAUCGUUUAAAAUCAAAAUUAAUGUCAGCAUAUUUAGUACCAGAUCAUGAUGCACUUGCUAAAUAUACACCACUUUUAAAACGUCUUGUUUAUACUAAAAAAUUUAUCAUUGUUAUUCCAUCAAUUGUUGUAUCAGCUUUGGAUGAAUUAAAACGUACAAGUGGUCAUGCACGUGAAGCAACAAGAUGGCUUGAAGGACAAUUAAAAAAAGGCUCAAGAUUUUUACGUGCACAACGUCCUCAAGAAAAUUUACCACUUGCAUAUAUUAAAGGACCACGUCCAAAAGAUAAAGAAGCUUGGGUAUUUUUUCAAAUUAUUGAAUGUUGUCAUUAUCUACAAAAACAAACUAAAAUUGAUAAUGAUUCAAAUGAGCCACCAGUUGUUACACUAUUAACUGGUAUAACAAGAAAAUCAUCACCAUCAUCAUCAUCAUCAUUGAGUUUUAGUCCAGAUGGAUUGGCUCAAAAUGCUGGUAUUAAUUUGGAGCACAUUGAGUCAUUUCAUACCAAAUGGAAAACUUCAAGUAAAAGUCAUGGUUGAUGAUGAUGCAUAUUGUAUCAUUAAACAAGUGGAUUAAAAAAAAAAAAAAAAACAACAACAACAACAACAAA
This is a messenger RNA of Aphidius gifuensis, 3378 nucleotides long. RefSeq names its product protein SMG5 (gene Smg5). Gene Ontology annotation, molecular function: protein binding; telomeric repeat DNA binding; telomerase RNA binding. NCBI's taxonomy places the organism in Eukaryota, Metazoa, Arthropoda, Insecta, Hymenoptera, Braconidae. The coding region runs from base 407 to 3307 and encodes 966 amino acids. The record is from RefSeq and is a predicted model, not a curated record. The transcript is spliced from 4 exons. Gene Ontology annotation, cellular component: telomerase holoenzyme complex. Gene Ontology annotation, biological process: nuclear-transcribed mRNA catabolic process, nonsense-mediated decay.